UUGGGCUCAGGUGAUGUGAGCUCAUGUCUUGCCAUCCUCAUUUCUACACAUUGCAGAGUGAAAUUGUAGUCCAAAAGGCGCCACACAUUCACGCAUUUUGCCAGGGCUACUCACACGAUCACCGAGUUGUUAUGCCAACCAUGUGAAAUUUUUGACGAAAUAAUUCAAGUUAUGUUCUUGCAUUGUUGUUCGAAAUCGUUGAGUUUCAGACAUUCAUGGUUGUUCAUUGUCAAGUAGAUGUUCACUUUCUGGACAUCAUUGCCUUGAGAAAGUAGCUGUUGAAUGUGGAGGGUGGAUAAACUAAAAGAAAUUCUGUCUUCAGGUGCACUGAAUGGAUAAGUUAUUUGUGCAUGCGAUCUAUUUUUCCGUUUCUGGAGACUGAAAUCUAGUCGACAAAACGUAUUGAAUGUUGUGCAUUGCAUCAGACGAGCAUUCGUGAAAUGUCUAUUAUAGAAGAAGAACUAUCCAGGUUUAGGAAGGAUGUUGCCGAGCACGUCCCAGGGAGCGAGGUGGUGUGCUGUGUACGCAGUUCUGUGCAAGUUCGACUGCGGAGAACCGAUUUCAAAACCCUGGUCGUGCAGGCGCAAUUCCCUGCCGAUUAUCCAGCUGGCCGAAUCGUGGUGGAGCUGAAGAGCAAAACUAUUCCCACGAAGUUUUUAGAUGGCCUAGUGAGCGCCUGCGACGCGGAGACAAAGAAGCUCCUAGGCCAGAAGCAACUGCUACCAGUAGUGAAGUUUGUAAGAGCGUUCAUGGAUGAAAACCCACUGAUGGCAUGCUCUGAUGAACUCUCCCAUAUCCGCAAAGACCUAGUCAGACCCUCUGACGAGAUAAAAGUCAACAGAAAGGCUGGCACGAUAGUAAUGAGAGUUGUGGAGGGUAACUAUGCCACACAGUUCAAGCUCAUCGUCCCGGACAACUAUCCAGCCGAUCCGGUGAAGAUGGAGCUGAAGACCAGCAGUCUGCCGAGUGAGUUUCAGGUGUACAUGGCGGGGCAGUCUGAGGAGCUGGCACGCCAGUGUGUACAGCCACCGCUCCGGCCAAAGCCGCGUGCACCGCCGUUCACGCCUGCUCCGUCGCUGCGACGCGUGGCCACGUUCCUGGUGAUGGAGUGCGCCCGCGUCUAUCCGAUGACAUGUUGCCCGCUGUGCAAGGCACGCUGCUUUCCCGACGACCCUGCACGGAUCGUAGAGGACCUGGAAGAUGCGCAGCAUAUCGAGCGUAUCCUGUGCAAUCACCUGUACCACCGUAAGUGCCUAGAUGACUACAUGAAAACACCGCCCUUCAAAGGUGGUAAGAAGUGCAAGGCGAAAGGCUGCGAGCAGCGCAUAUUCCAUGAACGCUGGAACGUCUCGGAAAAGCUGGCCGAGGACCGCUGGGCACAUCAGGAGGCCAAGCGUCGCGAAAUUGAUGAAGUCGUAGAAUUCCUCGGCGUAUAGCAGGCCUGUGUGCGUGCGUGUUUGUGUAUUGGGCUUGCAUGCUGGCAUGCUGGUGUGUGUUCAUGGUGAAAAUCUGUAAGUCUUGUAAAAUCUGCUUCUAUUUUUAAACUCACAAAAUGUCAUUGUCGCUGAUUGGAUUAUUUUCCGCAUCGCUACCCAGCAUUCCAGCUACCUGUUCUCCAUCCAGUUUUGUGUAUUCAGCUGGCUGAUUUGUGUGUCUCGUAUUUAAUUGCUGCAUUGAGUCUAUUGCCUUGACCUA
This is a messenger RNA of Sycon ciliatum, 1695 nucleotides long. RefSeq lists its product as uncharacterized. Bases 441 to 1436 code for a protein of 331 amino acids. The transcript has a single exon. The record is from RefSeq and is a predicted model, not a curated record. Lineage: Eukaryota; Metazoa; Porifera; Calcarea; Leucosolenida; Sycettidae.